Molecule: messenger RNA, 749 nt
Organism: Rosa chinensis
Lineage: Eukaryota; Viridiplantae; Streptophyta; Magnoliopsida; Rosales; Rosaceae
Exons: 2
Coding region: 169-546 (125 amino acids)
Cellular component (GO): cytochrome b6f complex
Source: RefSeq, a predicted model, not a curated record
CCAACCAUCUCACUCCUACCUUAUCCAUCCCUUGCUUUAUCCUAUCCCAUACAAACUCUCAUUCAUUUCCCAUCCACUCUUUCCCACUUGGACAAACCUAAUAAUUCAAGCACCACCACAAAAAAAGAGGUCAGGCACAACAUUCCUUCACUACACAGAAAUUUCACAAUGGCAACAGCCUCAGCAACAGUCUCACCAGCAAUGUUCACCACCACUACCACAGUGGCCAAGUCUAUGAGGAAACCAUCGAACAAUGUGCAUUACAUUUCAGGAGUCAAUUCCUUUUCUGGACUCAAAGCUCACAAUAGUGUGGCCACUCUUGGUCUUCCUCAGUGUACUCAUCAAUCCUUUGCUAAGAUUGUGAGCUCCUUAAGAACUCCAUCGCAGAACAAGGGCAGAGGUGGAGGUGCACUAUCAUCUACCUGCAAUGCAGUUGGUGAGAUUUUCAAGAUUGCAGCAAUCAUGAAUGGACUCACUCUUGUUGGAGUUGCAGUUGGAUUUGUACUUCUCCGAAUCGAAGCAUCUGUGGAGGAGGCAGAUGAGUGAAAAUUUCAGAGGCCUACCCUUGAGUUGGUUUUCUGUUGUUUGCCAUCACUGCCGCUGGCAAUCUAAUACUUCAUUUGAUGUAGAAAUAAUUUUUCUGUUAUUGAAUUGAGUUGGAUAUCUAAUAUGUAAUAAACAGAAUUAAUGUAAUUUUUGGGUUACUCAACAUAUUAAAGAUAAUAUGGAUGACAUUUUAUUGAUACUAA